Molecule: messenger RNA, 1345 nt
Organism: Rhododendron vialii
Lineage: Eukaryota; Viridiplantae; Streptophyta; Magnoliopsida; Ericales; Ericaceae
Product: protein S40-5-like
Exons: 3
Coding region: 496-1074 (192 amino acids)
Source: RefSeq, a predicted model, not a curated record
UGUUCCUCAUUCUCAAAACCAAGUGGACUCAGUGACCAAGAAAGCACACUCUGUCCAGCUUCCUUUCUAUUCAGUUACUCAUUUCUCUCUCCCCAUCCCAAUUUGGAGCUUUUUCCCCUUUCUCCUUUUGAGUUCCAUAGAUGGAGACAGAGACUUCAAAGAGUUUCUCUUGGGAGGAAAUACGUACCGUGAAUUUGGUUAUUUCAUCAUAAGCUUAAUUAGGUAAAUCACUGGGCUUUCCCCAUCAGAAGUCAAGUAAUCAAAAAAGUAAAAGAUCUUUCAGACCCAUGAUUUAUUUGAUGAAAGGACAAAGUCAGGUCUGUCCUACUCUUGCUGUUGCUGUUUGUGCCUAUCUCUGUCUGCGGGUUUUAUAAAUGCCCUUCAGAAAUAUAUCAGCUGAGAAAAACUUAUGAAAAUAUGAAUCAGUAACGAUUCUCUUUUCAGAAUUCUAAACAAGUUACAACUUGGAAUCCAGAAAAAAAAGGGAAGUCUCUCAUGGAGGGAAGGUAUGGUGGUAGCAGUGGUUGGACGUCAUGGAGGAAUGAAGAACUUCAAGAAGAAGAUGUUUGGGCUGUUUUCAGCCAAAGUAAAGAUUUUUAUUCCAAACCUGUAGUUUCAUCCGAAUCCUCUCCUUCUAUCACUCCAAGGCGGCUCCCCUCUGCUGCCAAAAUGAUUCCAAGGAGCACCAAUAGCAGUAGUACCCAAGAACCCAAAAUAGUUCAGCAAUCGGCUCCUGUGAAGAUACCUGAUUGGUCAAAGAUAUAUGGGAAGAACUCAAAGAAAGAUUCAUGGCAUGAUGAUGAUGAUGGUGGUGGUGGUGAUGGUGGUAAUUGUACUGGUAAUGGGGUCAUGAAAGUUAGUUGGGAUAGUGAUGAAGAUGAUGAUGGUGAUGGUGAUGAUUCAGAUGGGAACAUGAUGAUGAUGAUGCCUCCACAUGAAUGGGUUGCUAGGAAGCAUGGAAGGAGCCAGGCAACUUCUUUCUCUGUCUGUGAAGGGGCUGGGAGGACUCUCAAAGGGAGAGAUCUCAGUAGGGUGAGGAAUGCUGUGUUAAGCAGAACUGGUUUUCUUGAUUAACAUACAUACCCAUCAUCAUCAUCAUCAUGUUCAUGGUUAUCAUGAUGGAGAUACAAACUUCGUCAAAAUGAUUGGUAAUCUGAUUGUUAAAGACAUGGAUGCCAAUGAAGUCAGGUUAGAAUUGGGGAUUGAUUGUUGUCAUACAUGUUAUUGUAAAUAGGUUUCUGAUCUUCUUGUUCUUUCUCCUCAGUGGUAAUCUGUUUGAGAUUCUCAGAUACUGUAUUGUGGACAAUCUGUUUCUUGAGAAAGGAAGCUCCAUUUCACUAUUUCA